AAAAGGAGGGGCGCUCAGUUUUCCCCGGCAGUAAAAACGGCAGUAAAAAAAGACUCCGGCAGACCUUCAGUUUGUGUUUCUCUAGGCUUUGCUGAGUCGUUUUCUUGUUUUUAGGGGUGUUUUAGCGGCAGUUUAGAUGAUGACGGGACUUCGGCUAAACUGGGCUCCUCUUAAAGAACCGCUAGGUUUUAUCAAAGUCCUGGAGUGGCUCAUGGCAGUUCUUGCCUUUGGAAGCUGUGCUGGAUACGUGGGGAGAAACGUGGCCUCAGUCUCCUGUGGUGGAGACAGAAACGAGUCUCUGAGUGUGACGUUUAGCUACCCGUUCAGGUUGAACCAGGUGCUGCUGGUGGAGACCAACAGGACCCUCUGUAACCACACGGUGCCGCAGACCCACCUGGUGCAGGACGUGUCCUCGUCGGCCGAGUUCUUCGUGGCCAUCGGCGUGCUGGCCUUCCUCUACUGUCUGCUGGCGCUGCUCGUCUACGUGGGGUACAUGCACAUCUACAGGGACUCUGACCUCUACCCCAUCGCCGACUUCCUGAUGACUGUGUUCUUCGCCUUCUUCUGGAUGGUCUCCUCGUCGGCGUGGGCGAGGGGCCUGCAGCUCGUGAAGGAGGCCACGGGCACAGAGGCGGUCAGGGAGAUACUGCACCUCUGCCGCGAGUCGGGCGUGACCUGUGAGGUCACCGAGUACGCCAGCAUGCGGAGCCUCAACAUCUCUGUGGUGUUUGGCUACCUAAACAUGAUAGUCUGGGCGGGAAACGCUUGGUUUGCCUACAAAGAGACACGCUGGAGCACCCAGAAGGCCUCCCAGCCGGGGGGGCGUGCCCAAGCCCCCGCACCCAUCUAACCUCAGCUUCUGGGAGGUGCCCUCUCUUUCGGUGGGGGAGAGAGGUCUUGUCCCCCUCCCCCCGCUGGGGCUGCGGUACCUUCACCUGUGUGUCCGCUUGAAUAUCUUCUUCCUGGAAAGGUCACACCCUUGCUGGGAUUCUUGCUCUGUAGCAGUAAUUGUUAUAAAAUACACCAGGAACAUUGUGAACAAAAGAUAUUAGGUUUUUCAUUAUGCCUAAGUGAAAAUGCUUUUUUUUGGGGGGUGGGGGGCUCUGUUUAAUUCACUUUUUCAUUUUUAUUUUUCUCUUUUUGUUCUUCUCUUCUAUUCAGACAUUUUUAUUGGAAUAUCAGACUUUUGGGAUUGAACUUUGGCUCAGAUUUUCAUUGUUGUAGAGUAGGAAAGAUCUCUGACCAACAAAAUGAUUUUUUGUUACUUUUGGAGUUUCGCUCGCGAUCUUUGAAUGAGUUUUGUCUCCAGGCGACACUCUCACUUGCCUCUCUAAUGCCGUGCAGUGACUCAGCAGUAACAGGCGUCCAAAUGGUGCGUAACGCCUUGGUGUGUCAGUGGGCGUGCGCUCUGAGGCCAUUCACAGCCCCACUCUGUCUCUCUCUCUCUCUCUCUCACCUGCAUUGCUUAGCUUUAAAAACUCACAUUUAAACCAUCAUUGUAGUGUUUUAUUUACUCAUGUAAUUUUCCCACUGUAAUAAGCAUAUUAAUAAACUGAACCCCCCCCCCCCCCCAAAAGCGAGCUAUCUGGGACGGCAGACUGUGUGCAGCUCCUCUCUCGCCCUUUUUAUAGAGUCUUCUGUUAGUGAAUUUCCGGAAUCUUUUGGAAAUCGUGGCGCUGCGUUUAUCCUCAGUGUGUCAUUUUCCACUUGUGUGUAAAACACUGGGUUCAGUUCCAAAGUCACCAUAUAAUCUCACAUUUGCAUCCGUUCCCAAAUGACUUUUACUUCUGUGCCAAAUGACAUUUAAAUAUCUGCUUUAAAAUAUUAUUUGUGCAAUAAUUUGCGGAACUAUUAUACAACCUGCGGUACAUGCUGUGAUGUAAAAUAACAUCAUAGGGCUGUUCUUUUGGGAGCUUCAUAUCUCGCCCGGAGUAACUGGGCCGCUGUGUUAAUGUCUCAUGGACUGUUGACCACUUAAGCCAUAGUCCUUUGCGUGUGGAUCUGCUUCUGUUUUUGAAAUGUUCUUUUUAAGCUUCUCCUUGUCAGUUUCCAUGGUGCGAAGUUGGCAGAACUGUUGUGGGCUGCCUCUCUCUGCCAAACACGCCAAAAUAAAGUGAUUUUUGGCCUCCUGUCCUCAAAUCGGAGACGGUGAGGCACAAACGCA
Brienomyrus brachyistius is the source of this 2164-nucleotide messenger RNA. RefSeq names its product synaptophysin-like protein 1. The record is from RefSeq and is a predicted model, not a curated record. Gene Ontology annotation, cellular component: synaptic vesicle membrane; synaptic vesicle. The coding region runs from base 137 to 850 and encodes 237 amino acids. The transcript is spliced from 5 exons. NCBI's taxonomy places the organism in Eukaryota, Metazoa, Chordata, Actinopteri, Osteoglossiformes, Mormyridae.